AUGCGAUGGGGGUUUUGCUGGUUUCAGAAAGGCCAUGUUAAACAAAAGCCUGUCCUUGAAAAAUCUAUGAAAACUUUUGGAAUGGAGACUGAACGGUCAAACUUAUUGGCUGUUGCCAAGAUAGUUGUGAGAGAUCUGAUACAAUAUACAUAUGGUCGACAACAAGUGUCUUUUGACGAAACGUUUUUUUCGAUUAUACCCGGAAAUGUCCAUAAUGGUGAAGUUUCAAAUAUUGUCUGGCUACUACUUUGUGUUAUUGAACACUGCCUUUGUCAUGGAUUGCGCCACGAAUACACCACCACUAAUUCCGCUUAUAGUACUCGUGAAGGGACUAUGGCUAAGGAAUUUUUAAGGAGCACUACAAGUGUUAUUCGACGAGCAUGUGAUCAUGUGGCAUCUACUGCAAAUAGCUUCGUGAAACAGUCAUCUUACCCGAAUCCCUGGCCAGUACUUUUAGAAGUUGAAAAACUGUCGGCGUUUUCGAGUGUAAUUAGUAGUACUGUUGUUACAAUGGCUGAAAUAAAGACUGGGAUGGGUCUUUCCCGCGUAUGGCUUAGACAAGCUUUGAUGCGAAAGCAACUUGGCGAAUACAUUCAAGUAAUGAUUGAUUAUAUUGGUACUCACAGUUCGGAUUACAAAUCGGAAGAUUCUUCGAAAGAUUGUGAGUCUAACUCAAAAUCAAAUGCAGCACAAAGGUUUAAUUUAUUUACUACAUUCUAUCAACCCGGUGCCUUGCUUUUAAAUAAUGAGGGGAUUGUUUUAUCUGGACUAAUAGCAAGCUUAAAAUCCGUCGACUUUUGCUUCAUAUUGAAAGACAAUUUGUCCUACAUGGACAGACCGUUGCAACCCAUACCAUAUCAUGUAUACUUACAAUAUAAUUUGGAUAAACUUGAAAAACUGUAUUCAAAAGUGAAUUUAUUUUCUCAAGUGGAUUUGUCAGUGUCAAUUGAACAAAAGAAUUUUCUGGAAGACUUAUGCAACAAAUUGAAGAAACGUAUUGAUCGAGAAAAUGCAACUAAUCGGAAACUCAACAUGGAACUUACAGAUCUCUCUAAGCAGAUGGAAAGCAUGAAACUUGAAAAUCAAAGUUUAUCUAUUGCUGUAGCACAGUUAAAAAAAGAUAAAAUUGGUUUAACUACUAUACAAUCAGAAAAUGUGGAAGUAAUUAAUCGAGUGAGUCAAUUAGAAUCAGAGUUGAAGCAUUGUCAAAAGACAAAUGAAGAAAAUUCUGAGCUUAUUGAAUCUCUCCGAAAUCAUUUGGAUGAAUCGAAUAAGCGUUGUAAACAGUUAACUCGAUAUCUAUCUGAUUCUCAGUCCUCACUUGAUCAUAAAAAAACUGUGAUUAAACAACUAGAGGCGAAAUCUAAAGGUAUGACGAGUAUUAUUGAACAGAUGAAAGAAAGAAUAUCCAAUCUGAGUAAUGAUAAAGUUUCUCAGGAACGAGAUCUGUCCAUUUUACGUGAACAGCUGGCCAACCUACAGAUGAAAUAUGAUGAGCAGUCGAGAGUAAUUGAAAACCAAGCAGAUCAAAUUGAAAGUUUGAAAGGUGAAUUGCAUCAAAAAACUACACAAUUGAAUGAAUUGAAAGUUACUGCUGAAGAGUUGCCUGCCUGUAAAUCUAAUAUUAAAGAGUUAACGAAACAGCUUACUAUAUGGCGUAAACGAUGUGAAGAACAAGAAUGUAGCCUAUCUGAAAUGGCUGAAAUUGUUAAUUCAACUAAACUUGAAGCUGAAAGUCUUCGUGAAUCACACAAUGCAUUUAAAGAUGCUCAAUGGGCAAAUGAUUCAGAAAAUCCCGAAUGUGCUCGAUGCCAGAGUGCAUUCAGUGUCAGUCGUCGUCGGCAUCACUGCCGUAACUGUGGACUUAUAUUUUGUCACGAAUGCUCUUCUCGAAAAAUGACCUUACCAAGUUCUUCCAAACCUGUACGAGUCUGUGAUAACUGUCAUGCAUUGCUUUUACACAGGUACAAUGCUAAAUGA
Trichobilharzia regenti is the source of this 1980-nucleotide messenger RNA. The record is from the annotation of a GenBank genome assembly. Lineage: Eukaryota; Metazoa; Platyhelminthes; Trematoda; Strigeidida; Schistosomatidae.